Messenger RNA from Morchella sextelata, 1536 nucleotides. RefSeq lists its product as uncharacterized. The coding region runs from base 1 to 1536 and encodes 511 amino acids. Lineage: Eukaryota; Fungi; Ascomycota; Pezizomycetes; Pezizales; Morchellaceae. The transcript has 4 exons. The record is from RefSeq and is a predicted model, not a curated record.
AUGGGGGUUUCAGCUGGGAGGGUUACGGUGGAUGACGGAGAGGGCAUGGGCGGGAUCGGCAUAAGAGCUGGGAAAACUACAGAUGACGAUGAGGAUUUGCGACUGGAUUAUGGGGACCACGGCGGAGGAGGAGAAGGAGGAUUGUUGGAAGGGGAGUUGGAAUAUCACCAAGCAAUUGAGAAAAUCAGGAUUAUUGAACAGGUUCGGGAAAACUUGGCCUACACACGACCCUCACGACUGCAACCCCGACAAGUGGAGAGUGGUUCAUCAUCAAUAGGGGCCUCCGAUGCUUCAAUAGUUUCGAACUCGAUAGUAGUGUCGACAACCCUAAAUUCGAUAGGGUCAUCAACAAGCGCUUUGUUGGAUACUUCCUUGACUUCGGUCCCAUUAACGAGCCUCCUUACAGAUGUAACAUCCUCGACUACGCUGCUGACAAUCUCGAGUACGAAUUCUCCUCCUCCGUCGCCAGCGGAAACAUCCGCUGGGAUGUCCAUCCCACCUACAACAAGUUUAACGUCAUCAUUAUCAUCAUCAAUUACACCUCGGCCUCAAAAUACAGGUUCCUCAACUACCCGGUCUUAUACGACGAUCACUUCCUACUUGACGUCGCAAACAUCAAGAAAUAAUGGAACUACAACAAGUAAUACUAGGUCCACAGGUUCAACGACCCUUACCUCAUCACAGCCUAGUGCGUCAACAGUUACUGUUGAUGGCACUGUUAUUGUUUACACGUAUUCAACAAGCACGCAAGAAUUGAGUUCUUCCUCAAGCACUGGUAACAGCUCCACCCGAACAUCCACAUCUUCCGUCUCAUCAAGUAGCUUGAACAGCACAGCCACUUCAACCACUUCUUCCGAGUCGCUCGCGACGUCUUUACUAGGAUCCGGGACUGACAUAGCUGAAGGUGGAGGUGGUGGUGGAUAUGUAGCACCGACAAGUAGUACUUCUGCAUCCGCAGUUCCGACAUCAACAACUACACCUUCUGAUAAUAGCCCCCCUGUAAGCCCAAGUCUUCUUGGAGGCGUUCUGGGGGGUGUAGCAGGAAUUGCGUUCAUACUGGUGGCCAUAUUAUAUUUAGUACGACGACACAAGAGAGCGGUUGCUGCACAACAAAGAGAUGAUGCAGGGUAUGGUGGCCCGCUAGAAGGGGCCGAGGGGGAUCAGAUGAUGCAAAGGUCAGUAGCUUCGACACCCAGUGUAAUAGGACCCUCGAGAUAUUCGUCAAUGACGGCUAGCUCAACGUCACCAACCGGCUCAACUGCUCCUAUGAACUUUUCUUCAGCGGUACCACCUGCACCACCAUCAACUCAUAUGCCGCCACAUAUUGGCAGCUCGAUGGCGCCUCCGCCACCUCGAAUACAGGAAGAGGCCGUGGAGAGUGAUAAUGAAUCUACAGACAAGCUUCCUAGACCACCGCCAUUCCCCAGACAAUUGAGUGCAGUCAGUGUCGGGAGUGUUGGCAAGGAUGGAGUGGGUAGAUCAUUGCCAUCACAUGAUGGUUCACGAGCCUCGCGGUUUACUGAGGAUAUCGUGUAA